UCUCCUCGCGGUCACUGUCCCUCGGUGUCGGGGUCACCGUCUCUCCAUGCAGGGCUGAAGGAGCUGGAGUGGUGCCUGUUUGCUGAGACGCUGGCAGUGGUGGCCGUGGGGGCCUCACCAAGGGACAAGGCAGAGGGCCAGUGGUGGAUGGCAGCCCAGUGGGCACCCUACCAGCGGGAAGGUGAGCCGAUGCAGAGCUGCGUCCUGGUGCAAACCAGGUUCCGAGGCAAGCGGGAUGGUGUGCCUGCCUCCAGCACUCUCAAAGCCUAUGUGACCUGGCAGCUGGAGACCCUGGAGCAGGAGGAGCAGGAGUGCCUGGAGCUCAGACCAUACCCCACAGAGAAGACGACCCACAUUGUGAGCCACGAGCAUGGGAUGACUGUCACGAAGACCCUGCAGGAGGGAGAGGCAGAGCCAGAGUGCCAGAGCUUCCACUACAGCCAGGCCAAGCUGCGGGGGCUGCUGCUGGAGGGUGCCAGCCUCCUGCUGCUGAGGGUGCUGGCACGCCGGCAGACAAUGCCCCCAGACCUUGUCUUCCCAGCCAUCAACACCGAGGGUGACCUCUGCACCUGCAGCUAUUCUGCCCUGGGCAUCCAGCGGCAGGCAGUGGGCUCGGCAGAGACGGAGGUGUUUGUGAUCGAGCGAGCCGUGCACACCAGCACAGGCGCCUCCACUGUCUGGCACAGCAGCUUCCUCCCCAAUGGGCAUUUGGCUCAGCUGAUGCAGAUUGGCUCCCCGGUGCUAAUGCUUCUACAGGAUGAGUCCAUCCUCAUCAGUUCAGGUAGGUUUGAGCCCCAGCUCCCCUUCCCCAAAGAGCCCCGGGACUGGGAGGAGGACAUCCAGCUCUGCUCCUGCUUCCUGGACAGGAAGGAGGAGCUGCAACUAUCCCAUGCUGCCUACCUCCAGCAGCACCCCGAGGUCCGGGCACUGCUGUCUGACUUCCUACGGGCAUUGCUCCUCCAGCAGCCACAGGACCCCAUCUCCUUUGCUGCAGAAUUCUUUGCCUACCAGCGGCCCACUGGGACCCCCUUUUCCUCCACUGGGGCUACCAGCCCCCUCCCCAACUCCCCACCUGGCCACCCUCCAGCUGACAGCAAAUAAAGCAGCCAGCACUGCC
Molecule: messenger RNA, 1117 nt
Organism: Cyanistes caeruleus (blue tit)
Lineage: Eukaryota; Metazoa; Chordata; Aves; Passeriformes; Paridae
Source: RefSeq, a predicted model, not a curated record